AUGGCAGGUGCCUCCACUCUUUUUCCUUAUACCUUUACUCCCUUUACAGUGCAGACGCAGUCUUCCCCUCCCAUCUCCAUCUUCGGCAUUCAGUCGUUCGGCCAAUCUCCCUCGCUGCCUCCUCUUCUGCUGCUCCAUGGGUACCCUCAGUCACACCAUAUAUGGCACCUGGUUGCUCCCCAGCUCACGUCCCUCUUCUCUGUCGUGAUCAUGGACAUUCGCGGCUACGGUGCUUCAUCCAAGCCUGCCAACAACACGGCUCUUUACGCCAAGAGCCACAUGGCCAAUGACUGCAUCGCCGUCAUGGAUGCCCUCGGCUUUGCUGGCCAGCCCUUUUACGUCUGCGGGCAUGAUCGUGGCGCCCGUAUCGCUCACAAGUUGCUUGUUGACCAUCCGGCCCGCGUCCUCAAGGCCAUCCUUCUGGACAUAUGCCCUACUCUAGCAAUGUACAACUGCACAGAUCCCGAGUUUCCAAAAGCUUACUUCCACUGGUAUUUCCUCAUCCAGAAGUCUCCUCUUCCCGAAACGCUCAUCAGCGGGGCCCCGCGCCAAGUCACCGAGACGUUCUUGACUGGCGGAGACCUUUCCCGCCUCGCCAUGUUUCACAAGGAUGCCGUGGAAGAGUACGUCAAGUGUAUGGAAGACAAAGACUUUGUCCAUGCCACGUGCCAGGACUACCGUGCGGCCGCUACACACGACCUCGAUGAACAGCGGGAUGACCUCGCCAAGGGGAAGCUGAUCCAGGCACCCAUCAGGGUGUUGCUGGCCGCGGAGGGCAUCGUCAGUCGCCUCUUUGACGGGCAGAAGGAGUGGACCAACGUCACGGCAGACGGCGUGCCGGUCCAGGUCGAAGUUGUUGACUCGGACCAUUACAUCCCAGAGCAAGUCCCAGACGUCGUUGUGUCUCAUAUCCUCGAUUUCUUUCCGUGA
Trichoderma reesei QM6a is the source of this 930-nucleotide messenger RNA. RefSeq lists its product as uncharacterized. Bases 1 to 930 code for a protein of 309 amino acids. The record is from RefSeq and is a predicted model, not a curated record. NCBI's taxonomy places the organism in Eukaryota, Fungi, Ascomycota, Sordariomycetes, Hypocreales, Hypocreaceae. Gene Ontology annotation, molecular function: hydrolase activity. The transcript has a single exon.